AUGGUGCUUUCAAUGUGUCGGUGCGUGUUAUUGCUGCUAAGUGGUCUAUUGUUCGUCCUAAUCUGUGAUAUUGAUCGUGCACAGGGUGCUUCCGUCUACAAAUCACCUAAUCUCGACGAUGCACGUUUCUGGCGACGAAAUGCUGAAUCCUACCUCAAGAAAGUAUUAAUGUACGACGAAAAUCGUCGUAUAAUACCCUCGAUGGCGAAAAACAUUAUCAUCUUCGUGGGCGACGGUAUGGGAAUUGCCUCACUAUCAACAGGACGCAUCUUCAAGGGCCAACGAGCCGGACGAUCGGGUGAGGAAGAACAGUUGAGCUUCGACAACUUCCCCAACACGGGCAUGUCGAAAACGUACAACACCGACCGACAAGUACCGGACUCUGCCGGUACCGCCACUGCCAUGUUCUCUGGCAUCAAAACGAAAUACGGCGUGCUUGGGGUGGAUUAUACGAUCACCGAGACAAAUUUGGAGGCAGCCAAAGUACCAUCGUUCAUAGAUUGGGCACAGGCAGAAGGUAAGCGAACGGGCAUAGUGACAACGACACGUGUUACACAUGCAACGCCCGCCGCCUGUUACGCUCACAGCAUUAACCGGAAUUAUGAGUGUGGUGCAAAUAUUCCUGUACAUCUGAAAAAUCGCAUCAAAGACAUCGCUCGUCAGAUGGUUGAGGAUGCACCGGGAAAGAAUCUAAAUGUUGUGCUUGGUGGAGGUAGAAAUCAUUUCGGGGCAUCCAUGCCAGCACAUCUAAAGCCGGAGUAUAAAUUCCAAGGUGCCAUGGAGAAGACGUGUAUUCGCAUCGAUGGACGUAACCUGGUUGAGGAGUGGAAGCAACGCUGGAAUGGUACAAAAGCUGCAUACGCCUGGAAAACUUCCGAUCUGAGAGCAGCGGAGCUGGAUAAGGUAGAGCAUCUACUCGGUCUGUUUAAUGACGAUCAUCUUAGCUAUGAUUCAGUACGAGACCGAUCGCCAGAUGGAGAACCCUCACUGAGUGAGAUGACUGAGGCAGCGAUCAAGGUACUACAGCGACCCGACUCACCUGGGUUUGCUCUCAUGGUUGAAGGAGGUCGCAUCGAUCACGCACAUCAUCAAAACCAUGCUCAUCUCGCAUUGGCCGAGGUUGUUGAACUAGACAAAGCCGUCGAAACAGCACUCAAUAUGGUCGAUCUUGACGAAACGCUGAUCAUCGUAACAGCGGACCAUUCCCACGCGAUGACCUUCAACGGUUAUCCAGACCGGGGAAACGACAUAUUGGGCUUCGGUAAUCGACCCAACGCAACACCUUAUGAAACGAUUACCUACGCAAACGGACCCGGUUUCCUGCAGCACCGUUGGAACUCCAGUAUGCUGACAGAAGAGUCUACCGAUUGGGCGACAUGGGUUAAGCUGAAUCAGCUCAACAGGAGCGAAGUCACCUACCGGCAUCUCUCAGCAUUCCCAUUGUCGGAUGAAACGCACGGCGGUGAAGACGUGGCCGUGUUUGCCUCCGGUCCCGGUGCUAAUCUCGUCCGCGGUACGUUCGAACAGAACUAUAUCGCGUACGUUAUGAGUUACGCUGGAUGCAUGGGUCCGGCCAAACGACUCAAUGUUGCCUGUGACGACGACUUCCGACAGGAGUAUACUAAAACGUCCAGUGCGCAACGUGCCGCCUGCAGUAUUGCACUAGUCAUCGUCUUCAUGCAUGCCAUUGUAGGAAUAGUCAGGCGAAUAUAA
Anopheles marshallii is the source of this 1713-nucleotide messenger RNA. Its product is annotated as alkaline phosphatase 4-like. Bases 1 to 1713 code for a protein of 570 amino acids. Lineage: Eukaryota; Metazoa; Arthropoda; Insecta; Diptera; Culicidae. Gene Ontology annotation, biological process: dephosphorylation. Gene Ontology annotation, molecular function: alkaline phosphatase activity. The transcript has 3 exons. The record is from RefSeq and is a predicted model, not a curated record.